This is a messenger RNA of Cajanus cajan (pigeon pea), 3327 nucleotides long. Lineage: Eukaryota; Viridiplantae; Streptophyta; Magnoliopsida; Fabales; Fabaceae. The record is from RefSeq and is a predicted model, not a curated record.
AUGGCGGCCAAUUCCGGCACCAAAUACGUCUCUGUGAAUCUAAACAAGUCCUAUGGGCAGCAUUCCACCCCCUUCGGAUCCAACCGAGCGGCGCGGCCAGCCGCAGGAGCUGCUGCGAUUCCCUCGCGGCCUCGGAGUUCGCACAAGGCCGGGCCCAAGCUUUCCGUUCCACCCCCCUUGAACCUCCCUUCGCUGCGGAAGGAGCACGAACGGUUCGAUUCGCUGGGAUCGGGGAGUGGGCCUUCCGGCUCUGGAGGUCCUGGAAGCGGGGCGAGGCCCAGUUCGUCAGGUGUGGGCUGGACCAAGCCCGUCGCGGAAGAUGGGCUGUCGCGGCCUGUCAUCCAAGGCAAACCGGCUGCCACCGCAGCUGCACCUGUUUCGUCAGCUGUUUUGAGAGGAGAGGAUUUUCCCUCUCUGCGGGCUACCUUGGCGCCUGGACCCGGCCCAAGUCAGAAGAUCCAGGAGAGUGGCAAUCAGAAUCAGAGUCUGAAUCAGAAGCAGAAGCAUUCUCUGGGUGAUGAGAAUGUGUUUGUUGAGGAGAAGAAGGAGGGUUCUUUGAUUACUGAUCAUUUGAGUGUUUCUCGCAGUGUGAAUGUGGUUGGCGGUGGCGAUGAUGGUCGUGGUUCGCGUCUGGUGAACCCCAGGUAUGGUGUUGGGAGGAGGCAGGAGGAGUAUUUCCCUGGUCCUCUGCCACUGGUUCGGCUGAACCCACGCUCGGAUUGGGCCGAUGAUGAGCGGGACACGGGUCACGGAUUGAGCAGAGAGGGCAGGGAUCAUGGUUUUUUUCCCAAGGGGGACGCAUUUUGGGAUUUUGAUAUGCCUAGGAUUGGUGGCGUAUUGCCUCAUAAGCAUGACAAGAGGGGACAGUUGAGAGGCAAUGAAGUUGGGAAGGUUUUGUCCAGUGAAGUGGAGAGUUAUGAUAGAAUGGGGCCAGACGGGAAUUCUUGGAGAACUUCGAAUGUGUCAUUUUCUAAAGAUGCUGGAAAUGAAAGAAAUGGUGUUGGUGUGAGGCCUUCAAGUGGGAGUAGGGAUGUGGGGAAGGAUAAUAACAAGUAUGUUCUGUCGCCAUUUAGAGAUGAUGAUUCUGGAAAGAGGGACUUUGGAAGGAGGGAUAGUCAGGGUGGGAAACAGCAGCCUUGGAAUAAUGCUAUGGAGUCUUAUGGUCGUAACCGGGAGCAACUCAACAGGAACAGAGCUGAUUCUGUGCAGAGCUCGUCAUCUUCAUUUUCCAUGGGUGGAAAGGGGCUUCCUGUUAAUGACCCUCUGCUUAAUUUUGGUAGAGAGAAACGAGCAUUACCCAAGAGUGAAAAAGGCUUUUUGGAGGAUUUUGGAGGUUCUGGUUUUGAUGGGAGGGAUUUGUUUUCGGGUUGUCCUGUUGGGGUGGUCAAGAAGAAGAAGGAUGUGCUUAAGCAAACUGAUUUUCAUGAUCCGGUGAGGGAAUCCUUUGAGGCUGAGCUUGAAAGGGUUCAGAGGAUGCAAGAACAGGAGCGGCAGCGUAUCAUUGAGGAGCAAGAAAGGGCAUUGGAGUUGGCUCGUAGAGAAGAGGAGGAAAGAUUAAGGCAGGUUAGAGAGCAGGAAGAGAGGCAGAGGAGAUUGGAAGAAGAAGCUAGAGAGGCAGCAUGGAGAGCAGAGCAAGAAAGGAUUGAAUCUUUGCGGAAGGCUGAAGAGCAGAGGUUAGCUAGGGAAGAAGAGAAACAAAGGAUAUUUUUAGAAGAAGAGAGGAGGAAACAAGCUGCUAAGCAGAAGCUUUUAGAAUUGGAGCAAAAGAUUGCAAGAAGACAGGCUGAGGCGACCAAAAGUGGUGGUAAUGCUCCGGUUGUUGUGGAUGAGAAAAUGACUGUGACAAUGAAUGAAAAAGAAACAUCCAGGGUUACAGAUGUGGGUGAUUGGGAGGAUAGUGAAAGAAUGGUCGACAGGAUAUUAACUUCGGCAUCUUCUGAUUCAUCAAGUGUGAAUAGGCCAUUGGAGAUGGGUUCUAGGUCUCAUUUCUCUAGAGAUUUAUCUUCCACCCUCGUGGAUAGAGGAAAACCCGUUAAUACAUGGAGAAGGGAUGCAUAUGAGAAUUGGAGCAAUACAACAUUUUAUCCACACGACCAGGAGAAUAGUCACAACAGUCCCCGCAGAGAUUUAUCAAUAGGGGGAAAGCCAUUUAUGAGGAAAGAAUAUAAUAGUGGGUCUGGAUUUGUGUCGUCAAGGACUUAUUACAAGGGAGGGAUUUCGGAGCCCCACUUAGACGAAUAUGGUCAUGUGAAACCCCCGCAGAGGUGGAAUCAAUCUGCAGAUGGAGAUCAUCUUAGCAGAAAUACAGAGAUUGAUUCUGAUUUUCAUGAAAACUUUUUUGAAAGAUUUGGUGAUGGAUGGACACAAGGCCGAUCCCGGGGCAAUCCAUUUCCUCCAUUCCCCGAGCGUACUUAUCCAAGUUCUGAAUCUGAUGGACCCUAUGCCUUGGGGAGGUCACGGUAUUCUGUCAGGCAGCCUCGAGUACUUCCUCCUCCUUCAUUAGGUUCUGUUCACAGAACUUACAAGACUGAAAAUGAACACUCCAGCCCUUCUGCUUUCCUAGAAAAUGAUAUGCAUUAUAAUCAGACAACAAGGAGUGAGUCUACUCUGCCAGCUGGUUACGACAAUGGGAAUCGUGCACAACAUGAAGUAGUGGAUGUCAGGCAAGAGACUACUGAGAAUGAGGACCGUAAAGUGGAAACCACUCCAAGGUGUGAUUCUCAGUCUUCACUAUCUGUUUCAAGCCCCCCAAGUUCUCCAACACAUCUCUCUCAUGAUGACUUAGAUGACUCUGGAGAUUCCCCUACCAUAUUGACUUCUGAAGAAAGCAAAAGUUGUCCCCUUCCAGCUCUAGAUAAUGAAUCCAUUGCAACACCUGUUGUUGCUGGAAAUGUUGUUGCUGGAAAUGAGAAUGUAGGUACUCCAUGUGCUGUCUCUAGUGGUGAUGAUGAUGAAUGGACUACUGAGAAUAAUGAGCAAUUCCAAGAACAAGAAGAAUAUGAUGAAGAUGAAGAUUAUCAUGAAGAAGAUGAAGUGCAUGAAGGAGAUGAAAAUGCUCAACUCAACCAGGAUUUUGAAGAUUUGCAUUUACAAGAGAAAGGAUUGCCCCACUUGAUGGAUAACCUAGUAUUAGGAUUUGAUGAGGGUGUCCAGGUUGGGAUGCCCAAUGAAGAGUUUGAAAGGACAUCCAAAGAUGAAGAAACUACAUUUAUGGCUCAACAGGCUGACAUCACUCUAGAAGAAUGUGUAUCUUAUGAUAAUGCACAGGCCGAUGAGAAAGCUCUCCAACCUCUUUCAAAGCAGCUUGCUUCGAGCGUGAGUUGUUAA